AUGUCCUCCUCAGAAAACAAGCCUCUCGUCCUCGUCGUCGCACCGACCGGAAACACCGGGAAGAGCAUCGUCGACGGCCUCCUUGCCUCUGGAAUCUUCCGUGUCGCGGGGAUGGUCCGCGCCCAGUCCGCCUCCAAGCCCGAGGUCGACGCGCUCCGCGCCGCGGGCGUCGAGGUCCGCGUCGGCGAGCUCACGGACGACUUCGAGCGGCUGAAGGCGGUCCUCGCCGGGGUCGACACCCUCAUCAGCGCCGUCGCCCCGCACGUCGUCGCGCAGCAGAAGGAGCUCUUCCGCGCGGCCAAGGCCGUCGGCGUCCGCCGCGUCGUGCCCUCCGACUUCGCCCCUCCCGGCAAGCAUGGGCCCCUGCACCCCGCGAAAGAGGACGUCUGGCGGUACCUCGAGACGAUCGGGCAGCCCUACACGGUCGUCAACGUCGGGGCGUGGUCCCAGGCCGCGUUCCCGCCGCCGCCGCGCGCGGCGGCGGCCGUCCCGCGCUGGGCGGCGCUCUCGCGACGGACGUUCGAGGAAGACGCGAAGAUGCUCGUCACGGACCUGCACCGGGUCGGGGCGUUCGUCGCGCGGAUCGUCGCGGACCCGCGCACGCUCGGCAGGAAGGUGGUCGCGUACGACGACGAGCGGGCAAUGGCGGACGUGUGGGCGGUCGCGCUCGCGAAGUCGGGCGCGGCGGAGGAGCUCGCCGCGGGCAGGGUCGUGGUCCGGCCGGAAGACAUGGAGAAGUGGGCCGCGGAGGCGGAGGCAAGGAUCGCGAAGGACCCGACGGACCGCGAGGCGUACGUCCAAAGGGCCUGGGUGGGGUUCAUGCGCUCGAUCGUGUACCUUAAGGAGAGCACGGUGGAGAGCGCGCUGGCCGAGGGCUACGUUGACGUGUACGAGCUCUACCCAGACCUGCAGAAGCGGCCCAUCGAGCAGCUUGCGGAGGAGUUUUACGCGGAGGAGGAUCCUGCUGCGCUCAUGCGCCACUGGGCGGAUUGA
This is a messenger RNA of Epithele typhae, 993 nucleotides long. Its product is annotated as NAD-P-binding protein. The transcript has 4 exons. NCBI's taxonomy places the organism in Eukaryota, Fungi, Basidiomycota, Agaricomycetes, Polyporales, Epitheliaceae. The record is from RefSeq and is a predicted model, not a curated record. Bases 1 to 993 code for a protein of 330 amino acids.